Molecule: messenger RNA, 432 nt
Organism: Ostreococcus tauri
Lineage: Eukaryota; Viridiplantae; Chlorophyta; Mamiellophyceae; Mamiellales; Bathycoccaceae
Product: Thioredoxin-like fold
Exons: 1
Coding region: 1-432 (143 amino acids)
Biological process (GO): mitochondrial translation
Cellular component (GO): mitochondrial large ribosomal subunit
Molecular function (GO): structural constituent of ribosome
Source: RefSeq, a predicted model, not a curated record
AUGUCCAUCCGAGGCGUCCCGCAGAUCCGCGCGCUCGCGCUGUACUACUGCGACGUCACGGGGUCGUCGAAGGGGGCGAAGGAGUUCGCGCGAAGCGGCCUGUUCGAGGAGUUUCUUCGACGCUCGUCUACGAUCAAGGCGUCGACGAGCGCGUCGUCGGAGGACGCCGAGACGGCGUUCGCGACGUUCGUGAAGCGCGGGAGAGAUCCGCACGUGCGGGCGACGUACGCGAACGGGAACUCGAAGACGGUGGGGUUGAAAAACUUGAGCGCGCUCGAGUGCGAGCGACACUGCGAGGCGUUGGCGAACGAAAAGGGCAAGCCCGGGUCGAGACCGAUGAAAUCGAGACACUUUACAAAGGCACCGAGCGUGCAGGGGCGGUGGACGCCGUUCACGUUCGGGGGCGGGGCGCCGUACGACGCCGCGCCGUGA